AAAGCGCAACAAAUUGGGGAUUGCAAUUGGUGAAUCAAGUCUCCAUUGCUCAUCUCAUUCAUUUUCUUAUCUUUCCAUUCUUCCCAAACCAUAUCACAUCCUUCAAACUUCAAUUUCUCUGACACAACUUUUCAGCUCCACUUCACUCUGCAAUUCAAUUCAAAAAUGUUGUGCGUCAACACCGCCUUCACUUCUUUCAUACCCAGAAAACCAACUUCUGUUUUUCCCUCCAAAUCAACCACCCCAAUUUCCUGCACCCUCCAAGGAACCGUUGCUGAACCAAAAUCUACAGCUGCUGCUGAACCACUUUUGCUUAAUGCAGUUCGUGGGGUAGAAGUUGAAAGACCACCGGUUUGGCUCAUGAGGCAAGCAGGGAGGUACAUGAAGAGUUACCAAACCAUCUGUGAGAAAUAUCCUUCAUUCCGUGAAAGAUCUGAAAAUGUCGAUCUUGUGGUGGAAAUUUCCCUACAACCAUGGCAUGUUUUCAAGCCCGAUGGAGUGAUUUUAUUCUCAGACAUUCUUACCCCACUUUCUGGAAUGAACAUACCCUUUGAUAUUGUGAAGGGUAAGGGUCCUGUUAUAUUUGAUCCUAUUCACACAGAUGCCCAGGUCAAUCAAGUGAGAGAGUUUGUUCCUGAAGAAUCAGUUCCAUACGUUGGUGAAGCACUGACAAUAUUGAGGAAAGAGGUGAAUGAUACAGCUGCAGUUCUUGGUUUUGUUGGGGCACCGUUCACUCUGGCAUCAUAUGUGGUUGAAGGUGGUUCAUCUAAAAACUUCUCAAAAAUAAAAAGAUUGGCUUUCUCUGAGUCCAAGAUCCUGCACUCUUUACUGCAAAAGUUUACAACGUCAAUGACAAGAUACAUUCAAUACCAAGCUGAUAAUGGAGCUCAAGCUGUUCAGAUCUUUGAUUCAUGGGCAACAGAACUUAGUCCAGUGGAUUUUGAAGAAUUCAGUUUGCCUUACUUGAAGCAGAUUAUCGAUGCUGUGAAGAAAAGCCAUCCAAAUCUCCCUUUGAUCCUGUAUGCUAGUGGAUCUGGGGGCUUGCUUGAAAGACUAGCCUUGACAGGGGUGGACGUAAUUAGCUUGGAUUGGACAGUUGAUAUGGCUGAUGGUAGGAGGCGACUGGGACCAAAUAUAGCUGUCCAAGGAAAUGUGGACCCUGGUGUUCUUUUUGGUUCCAAAGAGUUCAUCACUGAUAGGAUAAAUGAUACUGUGAAAAAAGCAGGUAGAGGGAAACAUAUCUUGAAUCUUGGUCAUGGAAUUAAAGUAGGUACGCCUGAGGAGAAUGUUGCACAUUUUUUUGAGGUUGCUAAAUCACUCCGAUACUAACAAGCCAACUAUGAUUAAUUAUUAUUAUUAUUAUUAUUUUUGUUUCUCUUCA
Messenger RNA from Vigna radiata var. radiata (mung bean), 1381 nucleotides. RefSeq names its product uroporphyrinogen decarboxylase. The transcript is spliced from 6 exons. Gene Ontology annotation, biological process: porphyrin-containing compound biosynthetic process. The record is from RefSeq and is a predicted model, not a curated record. Gene Ontology annotation, molecular function: uroporphyrinogen decarboxylase activity. The coding region runs from base 166 to 1329 and encodes 387 amino acids. NCBI's taxonomy places the organism in Eukaryota, Viridiplantae, Streptophyta, Magnoliopsida, Fabales, Fabaceae.